ACAGAAUGAUCAACCGAAUAGCUUUAUCGUUAUUAUUACUGUCAUAUUUUCUCAGUUAUUUAUCAAGUGCUCCUACUAAUUUAUUGAAUUCUACAACUACUAGUUCAACAACAAGUACACUACAGACUACUGUUGCUAUCACAACUGAAAUCCCAAAUGAUACACAGAGACCAAGUGUUCCUCCCAAUGCAGAUUCAAACACAGACACCACUGAUUCAGUUCAGUCAAUUCUGUUUACUACUACUACAACAACACCGUCACCAUUGGCAACAACAACAACAACGACGACAUCAACAACUGAGCGUCAUUUAAACAAUGCGAAUACUUCCCAUACAAAUAAAAAUGUUAGUGAUUUACACGAAUUACCUAAAAGUGGGUCGGCACAACCACAUACUGUUAAAGGACGAGUAGUGUUAGCUACAACUCGUGAACAAGGCAGCAGUGUAUGGGGUUUAACUGCAGAUAAAGCUGAAGAAGCGUGUCAUCGUUUCGCGAAUAAUACUGAUAUUACGCGUCCUAUAUCAAAGCCUAAUGAAGGCAACAAUACAUCCACUACUGAAGGACAUUCUGAGUCGGCUAAUGUAUACCAAGGUCAUUUGUUGUCUGUUACAUCGAAUGAAGAGGUUGUACACUUAAUCAGUCUUAUGGGUAAGAUACCGGCGGUGUCGUUUUGGACUGGAGGUAGACUCAUGAGAACUAAACAAGAAUUAAUAGAUACGGAAAAUAAUACCAGCUUGAAAGUUAUUUUAACUUGGUCAGAUGGUCGAACAAGUCCUGCAAGUAUACUGGGUAUGAGUGAUGGAGAUGAAAGCAGUCUUGAAGAAGGAGUGGUUUAUUGUUUGUCAUUGGAUUUGGCACGACUUACAUGGCAAGCUCGUGACUGUGAACAUCGUUUGCCUUAUGCAUGUUUAAUCACUGCAAGAACUGUUACUGCUAAAGAAAUGCCUGAAAAUGCUUCAUUAGUAUUAAAAAAUUUAACAGAGGUGAAUUCCCAGCAAAAACCUUCAGUUCAUAAUCAUACUAUCAACACAUCUGAUCGGAAAAUGGAAGCUGAACAUUCACCUGUGACUGAUAAUGCCAAAGUUGUUGAAAAUGAUUCCUCUUUUCAAAGUUUGCCAAUGACUACAACUGAGUCGACCCAGUCUACCUCAACAGCUUCCCUUAUAACUGCUGUUACUAACAAUUCUGAGAGACAGACUAUUCAAAAUAACAAUACUAUGCCUACAUUAUCAACAUUACCGACACCAAUGAUAGUAAUUCCUACUGACAGAACACAAACUGAAGGUAAUGCUACAAACGUUGAUAUUCAGUCUAAAGAACAUGACAAAUCUUCAAGAAAUGAGAGUACUGUGCAGAAUUUGACUCACACGUCAUCUGAGAAUGAUGCAGAUAAAAACAGUGCCAGAAAUGAAGAGAGUUCUUCAGAGAAAGACCGAAAAAGUAAUACAGAAUCCAUCCUAAAAAAGAAUCAGACUGGAAAUACAAUUCCUAUGUCUGAGCUUCCAGUAGCAGCAAGAUAUAACUAUUAUUACUAUGGUGAUUCCGAUCGCCACAAUGACUAUGAGGACGAUGAGGGUGACAGAUAUUACCACAGUUAUGACGACUUAGAUGGUCUCAGUAUGAAAGAUCUUGAAGAGGAAUUAAAUAAGCUUGGUACACCCGGAAUGGGAAUGCCCAAUAUUCAUCGGCCUAGUCCUCCUGCCACUACUACUGGUUCACCGGAUAAUAAAAGAAAUCAGAAUUCUAGGGGAUCUAGAAGAUCUUCACGCGAAGAACAAAAAGAAGUCUCAUCUUCAACAACAGAAGUGACGGAUCAGAGAACGAGAACUACAGGAAAACGCAAUGGUGAAACAAGUGGAAAGCUUGCAACAGAAAGAACAGAUUCAGCAACAUCAGACACUUCCGGCCGAACUCGUAGAUCUGUAGAUGAGCAAGGAAGUAACGAAGAAGUGCAAUCAUCACAAACACCACCUCCAUCAACAACGUCGCCAACAGUAGUGACAAGCCCAGUGACAACAUCCACAGAGCAACCCAAUACUGAAACAAAUGAGAAACCUGCAGAAGAAUCGGUAGAAUCAACGACAACGCCCCCUUCCGAGACACUUGGUGAAUCUGUAGGCGAUCAAGAAGGUAGCGAAGAAGUGUCGUCAUUGCAGUUAUCAUCUCCAUCAACAACGUUGGAGACAGAAGUGACGAGCCCAGUUACAACAUCAACAGAGCAACCCACAGCUGAGACGAGUGAAAACUCUACAGCCGAAUCGACAGAAGUGACAAAUUCAACAACACCAAACGCUUCCGGCCGAAGUCGUAGAUCUGUAGAUGAGCAAGGAAGUAACGAAGAAGUGCAAUCAUCACAAACACCACCUCCAUCAACAACGUCGCCAACAGUAGUGACAAGCCCAGUGACAACAUCCACAGAGCAACCCAAUACUGAAACAAAUGAGAAACCUGCAGAAGAAUCGGUAGAAACAACGACAACGCCCUCUUCCGAGACACUUGGUGAAUCUGUAGGCGAUCAAGAAGGUAGCGCAGAAGUGUCGUCAUUGCAGUUAUCAUCUCCAUCAACAACGUUGGAGACAGAAGUGACGAGCCCAGUGACAACAUCCACAGAGCAACCCAAUACUGAAACAAAUGAGAAACCUGCAGAAGAAUCGGUAGAAUCAACGACAACGCCCCCUUCCGAGACACUUGGUGAAUCUGUAGGCGAUCAAGAAGGUAGCGAAGAAGUGUCGUCAUUGCAGUUAUCAUCUCCAUCAACAACGUUGGAGACAGAAGUGACGAGCCCAGUUACAACAUCCACAGAGCAACCCACAGCUGAGACGAGUGAAAACUCUACAGCCGAAUCGACAGAAGUGACAAAUUCAACAACACCAAACGCUUCCGGCCGAACUCGUAGAUCUGUAGGUGAGCAAGGAAGUAACGAAGAAGUGCAAUCAUCACAAACACCACCUCCAUCAACAACGUCGCCAACAGUAGUGACAAGCCCAGUGACAACAUCCACAGAGCAACCCAAUACUGAAACAAAUGAGAAACCUGCAGAAGAAUCGGUAGAAUCGACGACAACGCCCUCUUCCGAGACACUUGGUGAAUCUGUAGGCGAUCAAGAAGGUAGCGCAGAAGUGUCGUCAUUGCAGUUAUCAUCUCCAUCAACAACGUUGGAGACAGAGGUGACGAGCCCAGUGACAACAUCCACAGAGCAACCCAAUACUGAAACAAAUGAGAAACCUGCAGAAGAAUCGGUAGAAUCGACGACAACGCCCCCUUCCGAGAAACCUGGUGAAUCUGUAGGCGAUCACGAAGGUGGCGAAGAAGUGUCGUCAUUGCAGUUAUCAUCUCCAUCAACAACGUUGGAGACAGAAGUGACGAGCCCAGUUACAACAUCAACAGAGCAACCCACAGCUGAGACGAGUGAAAACUCUACAGCCGAAUCGACAGAAGUGACAAAUUCAACAACACCAAACGCUUCCGGCCGAACUCGUAGAUCUGUAGGUGAGCAAGGAAGUAACGAAGAAGUGCAAUCAUCACAAACACCACCUCCAUCAACAACGUCGCCAACAGUAGUGACAAGCCCAGUGACAACAUCCACAGAGCAACCCAAUACUGAAACAAAUGAGAAACCUGCAGAAGAAUCGGUAGAAUCGACGACAACGCCCUCUUCCGAGACACUUGGUGAAUCUGUAGGCGAUCAAGAAGGUAGCGCAGAAGUGUCGUCAUUGCAGUUAUCAUCUCCAUCAACAACGUUGGAGACAGAGGUGACGAGCCCAGGUACAACACCAACAGAGCAACCCACAGCUGAGACGAGUGAAAGCUCUACAGCCGAAUCGACAGAAGUGACAAAUUCAACAACACCAAACGCUUCCGCCCGAACUCGUAGAUCUGUAGGUGAGCAAGGAAGUAACGAAGAAGUGCAAUCAUCACAAACACCACCUCCAUCAACAACGUCGCCAACAGUAGUGACAAGCCCAGUGACAACAUCCACAGAGCAACCCAAUACUGAAACAAAUGAGAAACCUGCAGAAGAAUCGGUAGAAACAACGACAACGCCCUCUUCCGAGACACUUGGUGAAUCUGUAGGCGAUCAAGAAGGUAGCGCAGAAGUGUCGUCAUUGCAGUUAUCAUCUCCAUCAACAACGUUGGAGACAGAGGUGACGAGCCCAGUGACGACAUCCACUGAGCAACUUCCUGAUGAAACGGUUGAGCAGCAGGAAAAUUUGACUAGUGGGGUUUCGAACCCAACCCCGUCAAAUGUGGAAACAAAUGAGGAGUCAAUUACUUCGACUGGAGUGGUCUCAUCAUCUGCUGAGGGGCCAGAAGCGAUAACGGAAAUGGAACAAAUAGUAGAAUAA
Trichobilharzia szidati is the source of this 4346-nucleotide messenger RNA. Lineage: Eukaryota; Metazoa; Platyhelminthes; Trematoda; Strigeidida; Schistosomatidae. The record is from the annotation of a GenBank genome assembly.